CUUUAAAAGCCCAAAACCGAUGGGGAAAUUCUAGUUGCUGCUAUAUUCUUCUUUCACUCCCAAACCCUCCGGACAACGCUAGUCACUGCGAUUUCUUCAAAACCUAUCUGCAAAAAUGGCGUCAGUUGAUGUUGAGAAGAGCAGGAGCGAUAUGGAGAGAGAGGAAGCCUGUUCGGCGAAACCAACAAAGCAAGGGGAAGGGCUGAGACAGUACUAUAUGCAGCACAUCCAUGAUCUCCAGCUCCAAGUCCGCGUAAAGACUCACAAUCUUAAUCGCCUUGAAGCCCAGAGGAACGAACUCAAUUCUAAAGUGAGAAUGCUCAAAGAGGAAUUACAAUUGCUUCAGGAGCCUGGAUCAUAUGUUGGUGAAGUUGUUAAAGUAAUGGGGAAGUCAAAGGUUCUAGUCAAAGUUCAUCCUGAAGGCAAAUAUGUUGUCGAUAUUGGCAAAAAUAUUGACAUUACAAAGAUCACUCCAUCAACUAGAGUUGCCCUGCGCAAUGAUAGCUAUGUCCUUCAUCUAAUAUUGCCCAGCAAAGUUGAUCCAUUGGUCAACCUCAUGAAAGUUGAGAAAGUGCCAGAUUCCACUUAUGACAUGAUUGGUGGUCUUGACCAGCAGAUCAAGGAGAUUAAAGAGGUUAUUGAGCUUCCUAUAAAGCAUCCCGAGUUAUUUGAGUCUCUUGGAAUAGCUCAACCAAAGGGAGUGCUGCUCUAUGGACCUCCAGGAACUGGGAAAACAUUGUUGGCUAGGGCAGUUGCACAUCACACUGAUUGUACCUUCAUUAGGGUCUCUGGUUCCGAACUAGUGCAGAAAUAUAUUGGAGAAGGUUCUCGAAUGGUGAGAGAACUUUUUGUUAUGGCCAGGGAACAUGCUCCUUCUAUCAUUUUUAUGGAUGAGAUAGACAGCAUUGGAUCUGCUAGGAUGGAAUCUACUCUUUUCCGCUCCGACUCUGCUAGUGCCGCUGUAAGUUUAGUUAUUGAUCGAUAG
Solanum verrucosum is the source of this 985-nucleotide messenger RNA. Its product is annotated as 26S proteasome regulatory subunit 8 homolog A-like. NCBI's taxonomy places the organism in Eukaryota, Viridiplantae, Streptophyta, Magnoliopsida, Solanales, Solanaceae. Gene Ontology annotation, biological process: proteasome-mediated ubiquitin-dependent protein catabolic process. The transcript is spliced from 7 exons. Bases 116 to 985 code for a protein of 289 amino acids. Gene Ontology annotation, molecular function: proteasome-activating activity; ATP binding; ATP hydrolysis activity. Gene Ontology annotation, cellular component: proteasome regulatory particle, base subcomplex. The record is from RefSeq and is a predicted model, not a curated record.